AUGUCGAGGAAACCUCUAGAGGCCAGGAUAUUCUUGCACCAAUGUAGAAGAACUUACAGCUCUACGCCCGCACAGUUGUAUGGACGACGAUUUGCAACAGCUCCGAAACCACAACCCCAACUCUCCCAUAUCCGCGACAAUGUCGAACUCCACGAACACAACGUUCUGGUGCGCAAUUAUCGCAACCUCAAAGAUGUCCCAGGAAAGAUCGCGGAGAACGUCCGCGCGGUCAAUGACCUAGAAGAUCGUAUGAAUAAACCUCGUCAGACUCUGAGAGAACUGCAAAAACAAAUAAAUACUACCAAAGGGGAUAAAUCUGAGUUCGUGACGCAGAUGAAAACGAUCCGGCCCGUGGUAGACGUCCUGGAGGCUGAAAGCGCGGCACUGGAUGUCGAAGCACGCGAGCUGGCUCUGUCAUUGCCCAAUUUGACAUUCUCACAGACACCCACUGACGGUGCACCGAGAUUGAAGUCCUAUUUCAAUUAUGAUCCGGCAAAUCCUCCCCGGCACAGCAACUCAGCAGAUCACGCGAUCAUUGGCGAGAAGCUCAAUUUGCUCGAUUUUGCCGCGGCCGCAAAUUCAACCGGAUGGGGCUUCUACUUCUUGCUCAAUGAAGCGGCUCUCCUCGAACAAGCUCUAGUUCAAUACGCGUUAUCAGUGACCAUUAAACAUGGAUGGUCGGUCGUCUCUCCUCCUUCCCUUGUAUAUUCGUACCUGGCGGAUUCGUGUGGGUUUCAGCCUCGGGAUCAGAACGACGAACAACAGAUCUGGGAGGUCGCUCAGCUCCCGAGAGACCAGGGGAAGCCUAUGAGAAGCCUCGCUGCCACGGCAGAGAUUCCCCUUGCUGGAAUUUACGCUGGAAAGACUGUCCCGGAGGGUAAUCUGCCCAUCAAGCUCGUGGGCUCUAGUCGAUGCUUCCGUGCUGAAGCCGGUGCUCGCGGGGUGGAUAGUAAAGGUCUCUAUCGAGUGCACGAGUUCACCAAGGUUGAGAUGUUUGCGUGGACAGACUGUCCCUCUAGCAGUGCGGGGGUUCCAGAUGAGGAUAGGUGGCUCGAACACUCGGGCAAGGUGUUUGAUGAGAUGGUUGGUAUACAAACUGAGAUUCUGUCAUCACUGGGCCUGCCCUGUCGCGUUUUGGAGAUGCCGUCCUCAGACCUUGGCGCCAGUGCGUUCCGCAAGAUCGACAUUGAGGCCAUGUUUCCUUCGCGAAGAAAGAGGGAUGAUGGAUGGGGCGAAGUCACCUCCGCUUCGAUUUGUACAGACUACCAAAGCCGGAGACUUAAUACGAGGAUCGCGGAGAAGAACCUGUCGACGAAGAAGUUUCCCCAUACAGUGAAUGGCACGGCCAUAGCGAUUCCGAGAGUUCUCGCUGCCAUAUUGGAGAAUGGGUGGCGCGAAGACGAAGGUUGUGUGGUUAUACCUGAAAAGCUGAGAGUGUACAUGGGUGGAAGGGAAAAGAUCGGGCCCCGAUAA
Messenger RNA from Rhinocladiella mackenziei CBS 650.93, 1473 nucleotides. Its product is annotated as serine-tRNA ligase. The coding region runs from base 1 to 1473 and encodes 490 amino acids. The record is from RefSeq and is a predicted model, not a curated record. Gene Ontology annotation, cellular component: mitochondrion. NCBI's taxonomy places the organism in Eukaryota, Fungi, Ascomycota, Eurotiomycetes, Chaetothyriales, Herpotrichiellaceae. Gene Ontology annotation, molecular function: tRNA binding; ATP binding; serine-tRNA ligase activity. The transcript has a single exon. Gene Ontology annotation, biological process: mitochondrial seryl-tRNA aminoacylation.